Nelumbo nucifera (sacred lotus) is the source of this 2211-nucleotide messenger RNA. It is a transcript of the gene ALDH22A1, whose product is annotated as aldehyde dehydrogenase 22A1. Gene Ontology annotation, molecular function: oxidoreductase activity, acting on the aldehyde or oxo group of donors, NAD or NADP as acceptor. The record is from RefSeq and is a predicted model, not a curated record. NCBI's taxonomy places the organism in Eukaryota, Viridiplantae, Streptophyta, Magnoliopsida, Proteales, Nelumbonaceae.
AAGAAAACAUAAGACGAAAAAAAAAAAGCAAAAACAAAUCUCAAGAACUUGAGGAUUUCUCUUUUUUCGGAUUCCAUUUCUUUCUUUCUUUCUUUCUUUCUUUCUUGCUUCUGUAUAAAUUUGCCACUGAAAGACAUCGUUGGAGGGAGGAGCAUUUGCUCUUAUAUCCUUCAUAGUUCUUAGGGCUUCUGCUUAGCUUCCUAUUCUGAACCAUUAAUGGCGUUCUGGUGGCCUCUGCUCGUUCUUGGCUUCGCUUUCGCGAUCUGUCGAUUCUUGUUGAUGCUCAUACCUCCUAACGUUCCCUCCAUUGACGUCGAUGCUUCUGAUGUGCUGGAUGAUGGAAGUCAGACCAAGGAGAACAGUUUCAUUUAUAUACCGAGGAGGGGGAAGGCAGCUCAGACGGAUAGAGUUCAGUGUUACGAGCCCGCAACAAUGAAGUACUUGGGAUUCUUCCCUGCUUUGACUCCUGAUGAGGUCAAGGAGCAUGUGACACAGGCUAGGAAGGCUCAAAAGAUAUGGGCAAAGAGUAGCUUUAAGCAAAGGCGCCAGUUUCUGCGGAUACUUCUGAAAUAUAUUAUUGAACAUCAAGAGCUUAUAUGCGAAACCUCCUCUCGAGAUACAGGGAAGACAAUGGUAGAUGCUUCUUUGGGUGAAAUAAUGACGACAUGUGAGAAGAUCACUUGGCUUCUUGCAGAGGGUGAGCGGUGGCUGAAGCCUGAGUACAGGUCUUUUGGAAGGUCAAUGCUACACAAAAGAUCCAAAGUGGAAUUCCACCCUCUUGGGGUGAUUGGUGCCAUUGUUUCAUGGAAUUAUCCAUUCCACAAUAUCUUUAAUCCAAUGCUGGCAGCAGUCUUUUCUGGAAAUGGGGUUGUGAUAAAGGUCUCAGAGCAUGCAAGUUGGUCUGGUUGUUUCUAUUUCCGAAUCAUUCAAGCAGCUCUUGCUGCUGUUGGAGCUCCUGAAAAUCUGGUCCAUGUAAUAACAGGAUUUGCUGAAACAGGAGAAGCCCUAGUUUCUUCAGUUGACAAAAUAAUUUUUGUUGGAUCGCCUGGAGUUGGUAAAAUGAUCAUGAAAAAUGCUGCCAACAAUCUGACACCAGUUACCCUUGAACUUGGUGGUAAAGAUGCAUUUAUUGUUUGUGAAGAUGUAGAUGUACCUCAUGUGGCACAAAUUGCUGUAAGGGCUGUCCUUCAAUCAAGUGGACAAAACUGCGCUGGUGCUGAGAGAUUUUAUGUUCAUAGGGAUGUUUAUUCUUCAUUUGUUGCUCAAGUGGUCAAAAUUGUAAAAUCUGUUUGUGUUGGCCCUCCACUGGCGGGAAAGUAUGACAUGGGUGCAAUAUGUCUCCAAGAGCAUGCUGAAAGGCUUCAAAGCCUUGUGAAUGAUGCCUUAGACAAAGGGGCAGAAAUUGUUGGUCGAGGAAGUUUCGGCAAUUUGGGUGAAGAUGCAGUUGAUCAAUUCUUUCCACCUACUGUAAUUGUAAAUGUUAACCACACUAUGAAAUUGAUGCAGGAAGAGGCUUUCGGACCAAUCAUGCCAAUAAUGAAAUUCAGUUCUGAUGAAGAGGCUAUUAAGCUUGCGAAUGACACAAGAUAUGGACUUGGUUGUGCUGUUUUUUCUGGCAGCCAGCGCCGUGCAAAAGAAAUUGCCUCCCAAAUACACUGUGGAGUUGCUGCAAUCAAUGACUUUGCAUCAACUUACAUGUGCCAGUCACUGCCAUUUGGUGGUGUCAAAGAUAGUGGAUUUGGAAGAUUUGCUGGUGUAGAAGGACUGCGAGCUUGCUGUCUUGUAAAAUCAGUUGUUGAAGACAGAUGGUGGCCUUACAUCAAAACCAAGAUACCAAAGCCAAUUCAGUAUCCUGUUGCAGAAAAUUGCUUUGAGUUUCAGGAGUCACUUGUAGAAGCACUUUAUGGCUUGAAUGUGUGGGACCGGCUACGAGCAUUAGUCAAUGUCUUAAAGAUCCUAUCAGAGCAGAAUUCUUCUACUAGUAAUGUGAGAAGAAAUCAGUGAGUGUCAUACUCUAAGCUUGGCUAAUUAAUGAGAGAUCACUGUUAAACUUGUCUCUGCUGAUUUAGUUUCAACAACUUGGGGCAUUUAGAUCCUCUGUCUCACUGCCAUUCCAAUUAUCACAUUGGUUUUGUACUUGUGCAAAGUAAGCAGGGGUUGUUUCCGGGUCCAAAAUCUAUACAUUGGAGAAGCCCAAGGUUUAUGUGUUCA